Molecule: messenger RNA, 962 nt
Organism: Phalaenopsis equestris
Lineage: Eukaryota; Viridiplantae; Streptophyta; Magnoliopsida; Asparagales; Orchidaceae
Product: F-box protein GID2
Exons: 1
Coding region: 181-768 (195 amino acids)
Biological process (GO): regulation of gibberellic acid mediated signaling pathway; gibberellic acid mediated signaling pathway
Cellular component (GO): SCF ubiquitin ligase complex
Molecular function (GO): protein binding
Source: RefSeq, a predicted model, not a curated record
CGGAUUCCACAAAAAAACAAGCGGCGAUGAGACCCAAGUGAAAAUGCCACGGCCAAAUUCGUAAUUUUUGUUUCCUUCACGGCUCUUUUCAAAAUAAAUUCAACAAAACCGCUGAAAAUCGUCUCUUCUUCCUCAAACACCAGAGAGGUAGAGAGAGAGACUUCCGAUCGCUAUAGCUCGAUGAAGCGGCGACCAAUUGACGGAUCGGAAGCCGGAGAUCCGCCGGAGGUGGAGGAAAAAAGGCCUAAGCUCGAUGGCGGAGGGCAAGAGGAAGCUGAAGUUAUUCUUUCCGCUCCGGAAGAAGAUCCGACGCCGGAGCUAGGCGAGGAUCUAGUUUUCGAGAUCCUGAAGCGUGCUGAUGCGAGAUCUCUGGCGGCAUCGGCGUGCGUGAGCCGGCGGUGGCGAUCGCUUGCAGAAGACGAGCGUCUCUGGGAAGCAGUCUGUACUCGUCACUGGGCCAAUAUCGGUUGCGGAAACCAGCAGCUCCGGUCAGUAGUGCUCGCGCUGGGCGGAUUCCGGCGACUUCACUCCCUCUACCUUCUCCCGCUCCUUCGACCGACAGUCUCCGGCAGUCGUUUCCGCCCGGCGAUUCCGAUCCCCGUUCUCGCCGCCCCUCGAAACCCUACGGGCCUUCCCGCGAGCUGGGGUAAGGAUGAGGUACAUCUCUCACUCUCGCUUCUGUCGAUCGGAUACUUUGAGCGGAUGAAUCUUAAUUACCCGCGCCCUAGAGGUGGAGGUUCAGGGGGCGCUGCAGGUGGGGGAGGAUAAGAUGCUCAGAUCUGUUUCGCCGCAGGUGCACAGUUCCGAUUCCGACACCUAUUCUCUAUAUUCUAUAAUCGCCGCUCUGUUUCAGUGUUUUUUUUUAAAUUUUUUUUUCUUUUUGUGUGUUCUUGAUCCUUUAAUUCGAUGUAUAAUUAAUUACGAGAAUUGAUCUUUGUUUUAUGUUCUCAACUUCACUAUAA